GAGCAUGCGUGAGGCAACUGAGCUGCCAUUCCUCCCCGCCCCGCAGUCAUGGCGGCGGAGCAAGAGGCCUUGAAGGGCGGCGGGGCCGCCGGCGGCAGCAACAGCACGAACAGCAGCAGCAGCAGCGUCCGGAACCGAGGCGGCGUCCAGCGCGUCGAAGGGAAACUCCGCGCCAGUGUGGAGAAGGGGGACUACUAUGAGGCGCACCAGAUGUACAGGACGCUCUUCUUCAGGUACAUGUCACAAGGGAAACAUGCGGAAGCAAGAGAACUCAUGUAUUCAGGGGCCCUGUUGUUCUUCAGUCACAAUCAACAAAACAGCGCUGCCGAUCUGUCCAUGCUAGUUCUAGAAUCUCUGGAGAAAUCAGAUGCAAAAGUUACAGAUGAGCUCAUAGAGAACCUGGCUAAGGUUUUCAGCCUGAUGGAUCCAAAUUCACCUGAAAGAGUAGCCUUUGUGUCCAGGGCAUUGAAGUGGUCCAGUGGUGGAUCCGGAAAACUUGGACAUCCAAAAUUACACCAGUUGCUAGCCAUCACAUUGUGGAAAGAGCAAAACUACUGUGAAUCUCGGUAUCACUUCUUGCACUCUACAGACGGUGAAGGCUGUGCAAACAUGCUGGUGGAAUAUUCUUCAUCCAGGGGAUAUCGCAGUGAAGUGGACAUGUUUGUAGCUCAAGCAGUGUUACAAUUCCUCUGCUUGAAAAACAAAACCAGUGCAUUAGUGGUUUUUACAACAUACACACAGAAGCACCCUUCCAUAGAAAGGGGCCCUCCCUUUGUACAACCGUUGCUCAACUUCAUUUGGUUUCUGCUGCUGGCAGUUGAUGGAGGAAAGUUAACAGUAUUUACAGUAUUGUGCGAACAGUACCAACCUUCAUUGAAGAGGGACCCCAUGUAUAAUGAAUAUCUAGACAGAAUAGGACAGCUCUUCUUUGGUGUCCCACCCAAACAAACCUCAUCCUAUGGAGGACUACUAGGCAAUCUUUUAAACAGCCUGAUGGUAGCUGGAGAGGAGGAGGAUGCAGAAGAUGGGCAAGAAGACAGCAGUCCCAUUGAGCUGGAUUGACCUCUUCCAUAGCCGCUUGGAAUCUGACCAUAUGCUCAUUCAGACAAACAAACAAAUGAAAAAGACAUUUUUUGAGAACAAGUCCUGCGAUCCUUUCCCCACAGGUCAAAGGGCUCCUCUGUUCUGUUUAAAAGAAGGUUGCUGAGAUGUUCAUAAUGUUUUGGUCUAUAUUGUUUAUGUAAAAAGCAAUGGGGUAGCCAAGAGAACUGAUUUGGUCUGAUCUUUAGUGGACCUCUGGCAAUGCUGGCUGGUGACGGACUGAGAUGGAACCUUCUCUGUGAUUCCAUGAGCAGUAUUCCCUCUUCUCACAAUCACACUAAAUAAAGCUGAAACAUGCAUAUGUUGCGUUCUAUUUAAACUACAUUUUUUUUGUUUCAGCAGACUAAUGAAUUUAAGUGCUUAAUUGUCACGUAGGGUUAUCAUGAAAAGUGGGACUGUAAUGGAUUAAGAGGAUGAUCCCUAGAUCCAGUGCCAAAAAAGCGUUCCGAGAUGAGCCAAAGAAGAUGAAAUACAAAUUGAGAACCUAUGGAAGAAACACCAAAUUAAUUUCCAUUGUAGAAAAUGAUAUAUUUGGGGAAGCCAGAAAAUAGUGUGUGUGUGUGUGUGUGCUCCGGACUGGCUCCAUGGUCUUUGUCCACUGCAAAAAAAUGUAACACCAGUGAAUCACUUGAUGGAUCACAGUGGAUCCCUUGAAACACGGAAGGCUUAGUCAAAGUAGAAUGCCACUUAAUCCAGUAAUACUGUAUGUAUAUGUACUGUGGGUAAAAAUACCUCUUAUUAUCUGGGAGAUGAUAUAAUUCUGUGACUGUUCAGCAAUCUUGUUGUGACCCAGCCAAAACAAAUUACAUAUUCGACAGAGAAACAUAGCAUGCAAAUAUUUGAAACAGGGUGAUCCUUAAAAGAAGAGGAUGCUGCAGACCCUUUGGUUCUUUCUCAUUUGAUAUUUAUUUUUAUGGGAUGAUUUAUUGAUUCAUUUUAACACUUUAUGUAAAGAAGAAGAAGAACAAAAUGACAAAUAACUGCAAACUACAUGCUAGGCUUAAUAUAAUUCUACAUCUUGUCUCCAUUAAUGCACAAUGCCAGAUGUUAGCCGUCUGAUUAAAAGAUGAAAUGGGAGAAACACUUUAUUUUUUCACAUUUUAAAAUAAAAGGCUUAGAUUAAUACAGUGAUCAUGCAUGAGAGGGGAUAAUACAUUUUAUUUACUGUAAAAAAAAAUUAAAAGGAUGAAUUUGUGUUUAAUUGUUGAGUAUUAAAUAAAUACUUUAUACUGGGA
Molecule: messenger RNA, 2336 nt
Organism: Sceloporus undulatus (fence lizard)
Lineage: Eukaryota; Metazoa; Chordata; Lepidosauria; Squamata; Phrynosomatidae
Gene: GET4
Product: guided entry of tail-anchored proteins factor 4
Exons: 9
Coding region: 49-1062 (337 amino acids)
Biological process (GO): protein insertion into ER membrane
Cellular component (GO): cytosol; BAT3 complex
Molecular function (GO): protein binding
Source: RefSeq, a predicted model, not a curated record